Nematostella vectensis (starlet sea anemone) is the source of this 5298-nucleotide messenger RNA. RefSeq lists its product as uncharacterized. The transcript has 14 exons. Gene Ontology annotation, biological process: signal transduction; SCF-dependent proteasomal ubiquitin-dependent protein catabolic process. Bases 153 to 3998 code for a protein of 1281 amino acids. Gene Ontology annotation, cellular component: SCF ubiquitin ligase complex. The record is from RefSeq and is a predicted model, not a curated record. NCBI's taxonomy places the organism in Eukaryota, Metazoa, Cnidaria, Anthozoa, Actiniaria, Edwardsiidae.
CAGCUGAAAAACAUCAUUGGCUUCACAGUUCUAUGGAAACAGGAUCUAGGAGAAAACUGUCCGCUACAAAAUGGCCUCAGAAAACACUCGGAUUCCUCUUCAGGUGCAACAAAUUUAUCUGUUCUGUGAUCUCUAGAGCUUGACGCUAUUCAAUGGCUGUAGAAGAAGUUGUUUUGGAGGGAGACAUUGCAAAGGAGGAUGCCUUGAAAUUAUUACAGCAGCAUGGCAGUGCGGACAAGCUUACCCUGUCAAACUGUAGAAAGCUAACAACUACUGACAUUCAAGCACUUAUUGAGGCCAUCAACUCUGGAUUGAAUUCUGUUACCAUAAAAAACUGCAACAUUAUUGAUGACGACACUCUUGAAAAACUGGCAGCCUGUUGCCCAAAGCUAACUGAUGUGACACUAAAUGGCAAAUUCAAAAAGCUCACAGAAAGAGGAACUAUUAAUUUUGCAAAAAGUUGCCAAGAAUUGAAACUGUUCUCAGUGGUUUUGAGUGAAACAGAUGAAAGUGAAGAACAAGAAGGUGACGAAGAAGUAGAAUGGGGUUUGACAGACAAUUUUUUAUCUGGAUUAUCAGAAAAUACUUGUCCCACUCUAGAGCAUUUUGGUUUCUCAGGUUUUACUGGUGUAACUGCAAAUGGACUACUUGGGUUUUUAUGGAAAGUAUCACCAACACUGGCUUCACUGGAUUGUAGUGAGGUGCCGAUAAUUACCGACACAGAAUGCAGAGAAAUUGCUGGGAUUUGUCCUGGAUUGACCAGCAUAAAUUUUAGCUAUUGUAAUAUAACUGACAAAGGAGUUGAAGAAUUAUGCUUAAAAUGUCAUUUAUUAAAUCACAUAGACUUUUGUGGCUGUAAUGAAUUGACAGACAAUGCUGUAAAAUCAAUUGCAACUCACUGUAAAAAAAUAACAAAUUUGAAGCUUGGCUGGUGCCUCAAGAUUACAGAGACAUCACUUGAGGCUUUGGCAAAUGAAUGUUUGAGUCUUGGCCAUGUGGACAUUCGGCACUGCUCAGUAAAGCACAUCCCAUUUGACUUUAUAAAAAUUGAAUCCCUAUCCAGUCUUCAAGUGGAUGGUUGUACAGGUCUUAAAUGUCCUCCUCUUAAUAUUGCUAUGAAAGGUGUUAAACCUGCCAGGGAGUUCCUUGAAGAGUGCGACCUUCACCACAUGUGUAGAGUUGCUUUUGUUGGCAGUGAGGGCAGUGGAAAAAGUAGCUUAUCAAUGUGCGUACAAAGCUCAUCUAUGUCUGUCGCAGAUGUCGCAACAGAAGGUGUUCAUGUCACCUUGUGGAAACCAUUCCAUAAAUCAAAUGAUGAAUGUCGGGUUGACAAGAGCACCUUAAGUGUUCCUGUUGAUGACAAGUGGGAUAAUUUGACAGUUGAGCUAUGGGACAGUGGCGGCAGACAGUGCCUGUUUGGUCUGCAGCCUCUGUUCCUUACAGAUCAAACUCUGUAUGUCAUGACCUUCAAUGUUAACAACCCCAUGGAGAUCAAGCUUAUGCCAAACUGGUUCUUCUUGGUACAAACCAAGGCUCCUGGCUCACCCGUCAUUCUUGUUGGCACUAAUGCUGAUGACCACCAGGAAGACUAUACCCCAAUUGGUAACAAGGUAUUGAAGGCUGUCCAGGAAGCAGAAGAGGAGCAUUGCCAGGAAAUCCAGACAGAACUGAACUUGCUAAGGGAGAAGAAGGAGGAUGCAUGUGUACAGGCGAGAAUAACUAAACUGGAAUCUAUCAUUAACUGUCGUCCAAAGCUUCCUGAACGAGUGCUGUUUGUAAGCUCCAUCAAAGGAUUGGGUAUAACCGAGAUCCAGAAUGAGAUUUUCCGCAUGCUGCUUGACGCCUCUCUCUUCCCGCAUCUCCUCCACAAGGUCGAUAUCCACAUCACCUACCUGCACGCCGAGAUACUCAAGCUCAGGGAAGACAAGGUGGUGGUCAUCCCCUGGGACAACUACCUCAGCAUCGCGUCAGAGGCUGGACUGACGGACAAGGCGGACGUGGAUGCCGCUACGGAGUUACUCGAGUGCAGGGGAUGCAUCGUCGUGUUGAAGAUCCCCGCCAGUACACAAGACCACGGACCCACUCGCACCGUCUGCGUCAACCCUGGCGUGUUGUUCAACUGCCUCGCGUGUAUGCACAACGAAACAGACCCCCGCGAGUUCGUGCCUCGGUUCAUCAAGGCCGGGUUCGUGGACCGAUACUGGCCUACUAAUACCAAGCCCAAUGACUGGACGCUCAGGUCUGCUGUGGAUGAUAUUGUCUCCAAGGGACUAAUCAGGGAAGCUGUGAUACCACUAUGUUUUCAGGCCGUGCACUUGAGCGAAGACGAGAUUUGUAAGAUCAUCACGCUAUGCCGUAAUAUUGGCGUACUUGUCGAGGGCGCGCCCAAAGGCAGCUAUGAAGUCGAGCUAAUCCUGGCUUACUACAAGAACCUGUCGGUGUUCAAGAGAUACUUCAUACCGUUACAGCACAAACUUCCUCCCGACUCCGAGUCUCCAAAUGUGUGGCCCAAAGCCGUCCCAGAAGGCCACAUACAGGUGGGCUGGCGGUUCAAGUUCCCUGAUGAGGUCUCUGCUGAGUGCUCGACUCUAGUGAUCGCCGCCUGCCGUAACUAUAAGAUGAACAGCGAGCUGCACGGCUACUGGGAACGCGGGCUCAUACUCAAGGUUGGCGAUGUGCUGGUCAAGAUAUCUCGUGAAGCGGCCUUCUUGGACGUGAUUGGUCGAUGCAAGAUUACCCACGGUUCAAAGCAGGCAUUGAACAUGACGUGGUACAACCUAGCGCAGUUUUUCUAUGUGGCCGACACGUUGUUGUCCAACUACUCAGGCCUGAGCCCAGAGAUCAUGGUUCCCAUCGAAGGCUGUAGUAGACCUAAGCACAAGUCCUUAUUUGAGCUCAUCAAGGAUUACAACGUAGAGCCAAGUCACCUUGCUAACUACCGCUGGUUCUUGCCUCCCGCCGGUCUAAAUGCAGAGGUACACACACAAAUACCGUCCGAUACAAGCUCCUGGCUCGCCACUAUCGCACGGAAGUCAACGAUGUUCGUCAGUUACCAUAGUGACCACCAGGACGAGAUCAAGCUUCUGCGCAUGAGCCUAGAACACUCGGGUUUUAACUGCGUCGGGGACUGGUCACUAGUCGGCCAGGGACAAGAUCUGACUGAGAAGAGACGGCAAAGCAUCAUGGGAUCAUCAAUUAUUCUGGCCUUCAUUUCGCCUAAUUAUUUGGAGUGGUCACGCGCUCAGCAGGACAUCAACACAGCUUUGGAAAAUAACAAACCUGUGAUAGCGUUACUAUUCGACAAAUCCAAUUGGACCGAAGUGUGUAACGAUACAGAUUUUGGCAAGCAGCUAUCGGGCCACGCAACGUGCUUGGACUUUGACGGCGGGUCAGGGAAGGCGCUGUCACACCAGUUCGACCAAGCUCAACUUUUACAGCUCAUAACUCACUGUAACGCAACGCUCUACGGAACAGGUGACAUUCACCCGCCAGAACCUCCAAGAAGCCCGGAGGUCACAGCUCAAGUUUCCCACGACAAGAGAGUAGAAUCAAUUCACGACUCUACUUUUUUGAGCGCCAAACCUGACGAAGACGUUGUAAAAUCAGAGCAGCAACACCAUCAAAAUCAGCAAGUACCAAGGGUAGAAGUUACCGUAGCGAGUGAAUCUAAAGAAAGCAUCGUGGAGUCGACGAAGGAUCAAGACGCAAAGAUUCGGGAAAUGGCGGCCAGCGCUGUCGCCGCCGCAGUAGCGGGAGCCACUGCGCAACACAUCUCCAAGAAGGAGACCUCGCCGGAGGCGAUCAAAGCCGCGGCAGCAGCAGCUGAAGUAGGACAAGCCGUCCUGGAUGGCGAUAGCGAUGCAGCAGCACAGGCAGUGGUCAAGGUAGCUAGGAUCGUGGAAGAGACGUCCAAAGGCAGCACACAGAACAAUAGGACGGUCCAGAAUGGGUCGGUGUCAAGUAGACCCCCACAGAGCUCUACGUGUACCAUACUGUAAUAUAUUCUUAUAGUCCAAAUACUUCAGAUUCAGUUACUAAAUGAAAAUUUGAAGAAAAAAAAAACGUUCGCUCUCAAGCCUCUCAAAGCUUUUUGGCGUACGAAUCUUCGUUUUCAAUAAUUAGUAUACUUUUCUCUUCUGUGGUUUUCUGGAACGUUUUGCAUAGCCUUCUUGUUGUAUCAUUUUAAUAUCCAGGUUUCAAGAAUAAACUGUGAAUAGGAUUUUAUUUGAUUUGGAGCGAAAAUUGGAUUCAAAAGUGGGCAACAAGCAAACUGUUUGCGAAGACUUCCUUGAGAUCGCUAUCGCGCUUUUAAUUUUAACUUUCACCUUUAGGUAUUCAUUUUGUACAUAAGCACACCAUUAUUUAUUAUAUAUCACAUCACCUAAGGCACUUAGUUGCAGGGGUUGACAGUGGGGAGGGGAAGGGGUGUCAUUUGCCUACUCUCAUGUCUAGUAUGGUGUUUACUUAUGUUUGUAGUUAUUGUUCUUUAUAUAAUGUUUGUUUGUAGUUAUUGUUCUUUAUAUAAUGUUUGUUUGUAGUUAUUGUUCUUUAUAUAAUGUAGUUAAUGUUCUUUACAUAAUGUUUGUUGUUUUUAUUGUAUUUACGUACGUUAGUUGUUAUUGUUAAUAUCUAGUUAACUCAUGUUUGUUGUUGUUGUUAAUGUGUUUACUUAUAUUUGUUAUUUUGGUAUUGUGUUUACUUAUUUUUGUUGUUGUUCUUGUUAUUGCGAGAGCUUAGCUUUUUAUUGUUGUUGUUUUUAUUCAACCUAGCUGCUUCAGUUUAUCAGGAAAGAAAGUAACCCAUCGAAGCUGUGUGAUUACAGCUUUAGCAAACUUCUUUAAUUAAUCAGACGUACGUGUCAAAGAUUGUUGUUUCUGUUCACAUUCUUCCACUUUUGGUAUUUUGGUCCUAGAAAGAUAAUCCGAACGCAACCGGAAAAACAAUCGAUAGAAUUUGAGUAAAAACGCUCACGAUGAAAAAAUUAGAGAAAUUGUAAAAAAUUUAAGGAUGAAAAGUUAUUCGAAGAGUUUAAUAUAUAUACAUUUACUAAUUUAUUGCAGAAAAAAAUACAAUCGCGUUAGUUUGUAUUCAUUCGAGAGUGUCCUGGCGAUUUCGGAUUCAGUUCGUAUUCAUUCGAGAGUAAUUUAUGUUGAUUGGCAAUGCCUAAAUAAUCACCUCUCGUCUCCCUAUCAGAAUGAUUCUAUUGGCUAUGACUUCAUUGGGUGAUAUCAAUGUGUACAUAGGGAAAUCCAAACUUUGAUCCAAACAAAUCAGUAAUAAAGAAGCAAUCACUAUAAA